Molecule: messenger RNA, 1030 nt
Organism: Cynoglossus semilaevis (tongue sole)
Lineage: Eukaryota; Metazoa; Chordata; Actinopteri; Pleuronectiformes; Cynoglossidae
Product: glutathione S-transferase theta-1-like
Exons: 5
Coding region: 92-826 (244 amino acids)
Biological process (GO): glutathione metabolic process
Cellular component (GO): cytoplasm
Molecular function (GO): glutathione transferase activity
Source: RefSeq, a predicted model, not a curated record
GGAUAAAUUGAAGUGCAGCUGCACAACAGUGUCAGCUCAGGAAAGUUGUGUUAAUACAUCAAGUCUACUCCUGCAGUCUUCACUCUCCAAAAUGAUUGAACUCUACCUGGAUCUCAUAUCUCCGCCUUGCCGAGCUGUCUUUCUGUUUGCCAAGGCCGUGAAAAUUCCCUUUGAGUUCAAGUUGGUGCAGCUGGGAGCAGGUGAACAGUACAAAGAAGAAUUCAGCAAACUAACUCAGGUCAAGAAAGUUCCUGUUCUGAAGGAUGGGAACUUCAUCUUAACUGAGAGCACCGCUAUCCUGAAAUACAUGGCACGCAAACACUCGACAUCUGUGGCUGAUCACUGGUUUCCUGCAGAUCUACAGCAGCAGGCUCGUGUGGAUGAAUAUUUGUCUUGGCAGCACCUGAACCUCAGAGCUGACUGUUCCAGGGUUUUUCUGCUCCGGUCCUUGUAUCUUCUGGUCAUGGGCUCAGAAGUAACUCCGGAGAAGAUGGACAAGGCCAUAACCAACAUGCAGGAGUCCCUCGACCUGCUUGAGGAGAAGUUCCUGCAGGAGAAAGCCUUCAUCAUUGGAGAUAAAAUCUCUAUCGCUGAUGUGAUCGCUGUGGUAGAGGUGAUGCAGCCUGUAGGAACUGGUGUGGACACAUGGGAGAGUCGCCCAAAGCUCGUUGCCUGGAGAGAAAGAGUGAAAAAGGUAUUAGGAGUGAAGCAGUUUGACGAAGUUCACGAGUCUCUGAUGAAGACGGAUGAAUUCAGAGAGAAGAUGCAGAAUGACCCCGAGAUGCUGAAAUUUCUUCCAAAGUUAAAGAAAGUUUUUCGCUGGUGAAUUUCUUUCCCUCACAACCUGAUUGUUGUGGUUCAUCCUAAUGAUAGUUUUCAUCUUUGGCAUCAUGAGGAACCUGCUCCUUCAGCUUGCUUUCUAUAUCUGAUUUAAAAGUGUGCUGAAAAACAACAAUCAAGUUUAAAAGGAAAGUUUAAAAAAGUUUAAAACUUUAUUUCAUGCAAUAAAAUUGUAUUACAUGAACAAAAA